Messenger RNA from Sordaria macrospora k-hell, 936 nucleotides. RefSeq lists its product as uncharacterized. The record is from RefSeq and is a predicted model, not a curated record. Lineage: Eukaryota; Fungi; Ascomycota; Sordariomycetes; Sordariales; Sordariaceae.
AUGGCAGCAGCUGGACCGCCCAGCAGCACGAUGGCUGCACAGAAACGAUCUGACCAUGAUGGAAUCGCAGCCAGACAAGCAGCGCCACUCCUGCCUCAGCCUCUGCCUUCGCCUCAUCUAAUCACUCAGGAAAAGAAUGGUGCGGUUUUCCAGCAACAACAGGCGCCUGUACCGUUUGGAUAUGGCACUGGCACAUAUCAACAUUUUCCUCUGCGGCUCCCUGGUUCGGAAAUUGCUUACAGCAAGAGAUGGCACGUUGUGAAGCUCGCUUUCCAGACCGCAUCUCUUGUGUGCUCUGCCAUCAUCUUUGGAGUUGGUCUGGCACUGGGCACCUAUGCCAGUCAAUGGGGGGAUCCGUGGGAAAUACCCAUCGUUUUUGGUGUUGAGGUCUCCGCAGCUGGGCUAGCAAUUUUAUGGACCGCGGCUGAGCUACUAACAGUAUAUGCCUCUAAAGAACGUCGGGGCAUCCAUCCCGGUGCUCAUGUCGGUGUUCAACUGAUCAUCGUUCUUUUGGCUUCCUUGGGUGCUGGCAUUGGUGGCGUCUUCGCCAUCCAAUUUUCGGAUUUUUACGAUGAAGAUGAAACCGACAAACCUAACCUCCUAAGAAAUCUCAUGCGGACCUUGUUUGCGUUUUCCAUCAUCCUUUGGAUCAUCCACUUCUUCCUCUUCAUUCGCGCUUGUGUUGAGACACACAUUGUCAACUCGACCAACAAGGCCCGAAGAAUCACCUACGUCCGGGUCCCAGUACCUGUACCCAUGCCAAUGGACCAAAUACCUCAGCAGAUGGUAGCUGGACAGCAUCCGAUGCCUCCUCAGCAGAACAUGAUGUAUAACGGCUAUUACGCCCCCGUUGCGCCGCAACCUCCAGCAAUCCCAGUGGGCUCUCAACAACAACCUGCUGUACCUCCUCAGGGCUACUACGCGUCACCUGCGUGA